Molecule: messenger RNA, 1759 nt
Organism: Cercospora beticola
Lineage: Eukaryota; Fungi; Ascomycota; Dothideomycetes; Mycosphaerellales; Mycosphaerellaceae
Product: acyl--CoA ligase
Biological process (GO): secondary metabolic process
Molecular function (GO): CoA-ligase activity
Source: RefSeq, a predicted model, not a curated record
AUGAUCCGCAACCUUGUUCGGUGCCGUAAUGCACAUCGCGUGGUCAAUGUCCUGAGCUACCUCUUCCCAAAGGGCCAAGAGCCUGCCGAUGAGCCAGUAUGGUUCGACGCCGGCAACCCGAAUAAGAACCUCAGUCCUCGACAGAUGUUGCAAUGGAUCAAGAGAGUGAUCAUUGGUCUCGACAGCUUAGGCUUGAAGAAGGGCGAAGUAUGCCUGAUACACACUCCGAAUAACAUGCUCGUGCCCGCAGCAUACUUGGGCAUAGUCGGAGGCGGCCGGUCUUUCAGCGCGAUCAACCCGAUCUAUACCGUCGAUGAGAUUGUGCACCAGAUGAAGCUCACCGAAGCGAAAGUCGUAUUCGCGCACCCUUCGCUCGUAAGGAACGAUAUGGAAGCUGCGAAAAAGGCCGGGACGAACCCAAGGAUAUACCAAUUCACAGAUGACGAGGCGGAGCUGCAAGAAGUCGAUGGCGUGAAAGAUUGGCGGCAUUUGCUUGGGUCAGAAAAGGAGGCUCAGAACUUCCGAUGGAAAGAAAUGACACCAGAAGAGUCAGUAAACACAGUCGCGACCAUAAAUUUCAGUUCCGGCACCACAGGGCUGCCCAAGGGUGUCAUGAUUGGACAUCACGCACUCAUCUCCAACGUGGAGCAGACUGCGCGUGUGAUAUGGCCACACGUCGACUACAACAAUGGUGGAAAAGUGCAAGAGCGAUGGCUCGGCUUUCUGCCGCUCUACCAUGCAUAUGGGCAGAUGUACGCUGUCAUGAUGGCCUGCAAAUUCUCCGUCCCGAUCUACCUUAUGAGGCAAUUUGUCUACGAGGACUACCUUCGAGCAAUUCAGGACAACAAAGUCACGCAUCUGCAGGUAGCGCCUCCGGUGUUGGUCAUGAUGGCGAAGCGACCGGAAACAUCCAAGUAUAAUCUCAAAUCCGUGCAAAGUGUGCUUUGCGGAGGCGCACCACUAGGAAAGGAUCUACAGAACGAGAUUGCGAGCAAGCUAAAUUGCACAGUCAAGCAAGGCUGGGGAAUGACAGAAGUGACAUGCGGCUCCAUAAUACAGCACGAGCCUAGCGACAGUGGCACCGUGGGAAAGCUGCUUCCAAACCACAAAAUGAGACUCGUGGAUGACAACGAGAAAGAUGUCGACUUCGGCUCGCCCGGCGAGAUUCUCAUGCAAGCCCCGAACGUCAUGCUAGGAUAUUGGCGCAACGAAAAGGCUACGCAAGAAACCAUAGGCGACGGCUGGCUGCGAACAGGUGAUGUAGCUGUGAUCAACAAAGAAGGCCUCAUCUGGAUCGUGGAUCGGAAGAAAGAGCUGAUCAAGGUCAAUGCUCUUCAAGUAGCACCAGCAGAGCUGGAAGGCUUGUUGCUCGACUGCGAGCACGUGGCUGACACGGCUGUCGUGGGCAUCACAAUCCAUGACGAGGAGUGGCCACGGGCGUAUGUCGUCCUGACCGAGGAGGCGAAGAAGGCAAAGGUCACACCGAAGGAUAUACAGAGCUGGUUCAAGCCACGAGUAGCGAAGCACAAGGCGCUCGUGGGUGGUGUGCAGUUUGUCGACGAGAUCCCUAAGUUAUUGUCUGGUAAGAUCCAACGGAAGGUCAUGAAGGAAUGGUCGAAACGAGAUGCCCCAGAAGUCGCCAAGACCUUUGACCGGGCGCGGUUGUAAUCGGAUAUGCAGCACGGUGCGAUGCAUUGUAUGAUCAGCAGAACCCUUCAAGCGGGUCAGGUAAAGUCGCCGAGCUCGUGAGUGGAAUUCA